This is a messenger RNA of Sceloporus undulatus (fence lizard), 1636 nucleotides long. RefSeq names its product leucine rich repeat containing 46 (gene LRRC46). The coding region runs from base 665 to 1636 and encodes 323 amino acids. Gene Ontology annotation, molecular function: protein binding. The record is from RefSeq and is a predicted model, not a curated record. The transcript is spliced from 9 exons. Lineage: Eukaryota; Metazoa; Chordata; Lepidosauria; Squamata; Phrynosomatidae.
GGAAAAUGUUUUAAGGCAGCACAAGGUUCAAAACACACUGCAGAAAUCAUCCACUGGUUCAAUGCUAAGGAAUUCUGUAGUUUAUUGUGGCACAAUAUCUUUCUGGCAGAGAAGGCUAAAUGUCUCACAAAACUACAGUUCCCAGAACUCUUAGCGUCACAGCAGUCUCAAACUGGAUUGUUUCUGCCCUGUGUUUUUGGACCUUCCUAUUGUUAGCAUUGGAAGUUAAGCUUAGAAGGCAGUUUAUAGGGAUGGAACUGACAGUGAAGGAUGUGAAUCUUCAUUGAAGGCAAUGGAGUCAUUGAAAUUGAAGAAGAGAAAUAAUAGAGUGUAUUUCAAGAAUGUGAAUUAAGUAGGCCUCAGGCCUUAGAAACCUGCAUCCUCAAGCUGUCGCUAGGCAACGGAACACCAGCCAGCCCAGGCUUUGAAAAGGAAACCCGCACAAGCCUGGCACAAGUUAAGGUGGAAAAACUGCAUUUUUAUUGCCAGACAGAUCCAGUUGAGAGUUUAAAACAGUUAUAACAGCCAUUCUGGAACUGCAGGGACCACAAAACUCCCAGAGUUUCCAAGGUUACGCCUUUCCGCCAUCAUCAUCAGACCCAUCCUUUCAGGAUUUCUUGUUUCUGGAUGCCGUAAACCCGUGGUGGUGACAUUUCCAACAGCCAUGCUAGGAGAGAACUCACAGAGCUGCCCUACUGAAGGAGUGAAGUUGACAAAAUCCCUCAUUGCCCGGAGGAACCAGACUGUGUCAAUGGAUCAAGAGAAACUAGAGAGUAUAUCCCAAGGCUUGACUUCUCUUCAGAUCCUCCGGCUUGAUAGGGAGCGAAUUAGCCACAUCACAAAUCUGGAAGGUUUAGAACAGAUCCACAGUAUCUACCUGCAACAGAACCAAAUACAGAAAAUUGAAAACCUAAGCUGCUUUCCUAAUCUGAAAUUUCUGUCAUUAGCUGGGAACCAAAUAAGCAAAGUGGAGAACCUUCUGUGUCUCCUGAAGCUGCAGUUUUUGGAUCUUUCACAGAACUGCAUCGAGACUCUGGACAUAGAUGAACUGCCCCAGAGCCUUGUGGUCCUUGAUCUGACAGGAAAUAAAUGCACAAAUCGGAAUGGCUACAGGGAGAGCGUGUUGGCAGCCCUGCCCCUUCUGAAAGAACUGGAUGCCAAGAGCAUCCCCAGCAGGAAGACACCUGUUAAGAAGGAAGAAGACGACAGUUCUGGAGACAGUGACUACGAGGAUUGUCCCGAGCUCUCUCAUCCUUUGAGUGCAGGAAAAGACUUCUUUGUAGAUUUCCAUGAAGAGUUCACCAGUCGCUCAAGAUGGAGAAGAGAGAAUGCAGUGAGAGAGCAUGAAGCACGUCUGGAAGAGCUAGAGCAGCAACAAAAGCUGAGACAAUUGAUCUUUAACACAAGCCAAAGUAGCCCUAAGGCACCGAGCAGAUCAGAACCACUAGCACCAGCCCAGGAGGAUAAUAUACUCCAAACUGAGUACCAAACAGCUUCUAACACACUCUUAAAAACAGCAAAUUCUUCAUUUUCUACAAGAGCAACAAAGGGGAAAUGUGAGGGCACAAGCCACACCCAGCUGAAAACACUUAAAGUGGCAAGUUCAGCUAAAACUACAAGCAAGAGGAAGAAAUAA